Cylindrotheca closterium is the source of this 1197-nucleotide messenger RNA. The record is from the annotation of a GenBank genome assembly. Lineage: Eukaryota; Bacillariophyta; Bacillariophyceae; Bacillariales; Bacillariaceae.
AUGGCAGACCCCACCCCUUUUGAUCUUUAUGAUCAGAAUAGUGAGCCUUUGGGUGAGUGUCAAUUGAAGGGUGGUGACAUCAACAGUUGGAUUGUUGAUGAAGAUGGGUACACCGUGUGCCACAAGGAUGGCAACCGAAGAUUGGGGGCUCACCACAGCCGCCAUCUCAGCCGAGAACAUGCUGAAAAGAUGCGUGCUCUGCACCAAAAAAGAUCCGGCAAACGCAAUGAUGUAACUAUGGAAACAGUCCGCGCUGAGGAACAUGGAGAAGUGCUUGGAUAUGGCGACAAUGGUGAAUUUGUGUACUUCUACUGCAAAAAGCUCAAGGGCGGAAAGAUCACUGCUGACUUGUAUUAUCCAGUCACAACCACUGACCCCACCAAGAUUGAUGGCCUGGAACCAAACAUCCACAAGUCGUUACGCGUCACAGCUAUGGAAGAUGGAGCGUACGGUGAAUGCUCACUCAACACAGGAGGAGUUUGCGAACCCGAUGACAGGAGAGAUUGUCUGCUUUGUGGUCGUGAACUAUCUGGGCUCAAGGAAGGAACGGUCCGCAAUUUGGUCAUCCCUAUCAAGUUUGUUGGACACAAAAGUCAGGCACUCCCUUCAAAGAGCGAUCUCGAGGUCCUGAUGAAUGCCAUGGAGCCUUACGCUACCAGGGCACCAAUUGACGGUGUGAAGAAGUUCUUUCAUGACAACUUGGGAGGAAAGCUCACCUUGGAAUCGACAGUUGUUGACUGGGUUCAGUUGACUGGCAGUACAGGUGGUCGCUCUCAUACUGAGGAGUACUGCACUGGAGCCUUUGAUCCAAAUACCAAGGGCCAAGGUAAUGGAGCUACAUACCUACACAACUGUUUGGUCGAAGCGUUGAACAAGAUUGAUAGUUUUGUUGACUUCAAACAAUGUGAUAGUGAUAGUAACAACAAGAUUGUCGCCAUUACAUUCAUCCAUUUGAGCUAUUGUUCCACCACUUGUGGCAGUGCAAGAAACAAGAUUUGGUCUCACCAGUGGGGGCUGAAUGAUAAACGGUGGACAAGCGUGGAGAGCGUUGUUGUUAACGCAUACCAUUUCAAUCCAGGAUUGAUCGGUUGUUUGGGAAGCAAGAUUGGAACCAUUGCCACCAUUGCACACGAGACUGGACACUUUUUGGGCUUGCCCGAUCUGUACGAUAGAAUAAUAAUAAAUCUGAUGCAUUAA